Aspergillus affinis is the source of this 492-nucleotide messenger RNA. RefSeq lists its product as uncharacterized. The coding region runs from base 1 to 492 and encodes 163 amino acids. The transcript has a single exon. The record is from RefSeq and is a predicted model, not a curated record. Lineage: Eukaryota; Fungi; Ascomycota; Eurotiomycetes; Eurotiales; Aspergillaceae.
AUGAAAGCCACCCUCGCAAUCACCCUCCUCGCUGCCCUCACCGGCCAGGCCUACUCAGACACCCUCCGUCUCGGCGUUCGCAAUACCAACUACCGUGCUGCCCCAGAUGCAUCCAGUGACACCGAAACUUCAUCCAUCGUCUUCUACGGCCCCAGAGAGAUCUCCGCCGAGCAAGAAGAAUGGCAAUUUCAGCUUCCCGAGGAGAACUCUGACACCGAAGUCCUAAUCCAGCACGUCCAGACAGAAAAAUACAUUCAAUGCAGCCUGGGAGAGACCGGAUGCGUGCUGGCCGAGAACGGAACUUCCUUUACAGCGUAUAAGCCUGAUUUCGAGAAUGAGGCGUUCAUGGUCGGGGUGGACUUUGGGGAGGGGCAGGAAGACUGGGUGCUUGAGGCGGGUGAUGUUUUGCAUCUGGCAGAGCCGGCGGAGGAGGUCGGUGCGCAGUGGUUUACGUUUAAUGUGGAGGAUGGCGAUGACGAUGAGGAGGAGUAG